AUUUGCAAGGGACCAUUGCGUAAAUGCAUAUAAAUUGCAACACGAGAGGGACGAGGGGGGCAGAGCAGUAAUAAUCUGAGAAAUCGAAAACGACAUAUAUUCUCGCUUCUCCAAACACUCUCUCUUUUUCGCCGACAUACCAACGGUUCGCCGGUGCUGAGCCGUCGCCGACUACUCCCAACGACCUCUUCUUUAAUCUCUCCGAGGGAUAUAAGAUGAUCGGAUCGUUGCUUACCAGAGGACUUGUGAUGGUCCUUGGUUAUGCGUAUCCUGCCUAUGAGUGUUAUAAAACAGUGGAACUAAAUAAACCUGAUGUUGAACAACUUCGGUUUUGGUGUCAGUACUGGAUCCUAGUGGCCAUGUUGACGGUUAUGGAGAGAGUAGGGGAUACUUUUGUUUCAUGGGUUCCAAUGUACAGCGAAGCAAAGCUGUUCUUUUAUAUAUACUUGUGGUACCCUAAAACAAAGGGAACAUCAUACGUUUAUGACUCCUUCUUUAGACCAUACAUUGCAAAGCACGAGACGGAUAUUGACCGUAAUUUGAUAGAAUUAAGGACCAGGGCUGGAGAUUAUGCGAUUUUAUACUGGCAAAGGGCUGCAAGCUAUGGUCAAACCAGAGUUUUGGACAUUCUUCAAUACAUUGCUUCCCAGUCAACACCAAGACCCCGGUCAACUCAGCCACAACCAGCUACCAGAGUUCGCAGACCCCCAGCAGCACAAAAUCGCCAAGCAGUUGCUACAGAAAAAACUCAAGUUGAUGAACCAGCUUCUCCUACUGCUAGUACAUCUUCGGGUGAGGCUCAGGAAGACAUGGAUGAAGAUAAAGACCCUCCAGAAGUUCCUGCACCAGCUUCCCCUGUCGCUGCCGUUAAUGCACAAAAACUGACUGUAACACAAUCUAUUGCGGGAUUAUCAAAACCCACAAAUGCACAAAAAUCAACCGUAUCACAAUCUAUUGGUGGGUCAUCCAAACCCACAACCUCAAAUGAAGAAGCAAUGGAUACAGCGUCUUCUCCAGUGCAAGAGGCAAAAAGCCCUCCCCCUCCUGGACAAGAUGCGGUUCUGGAAGAAAGCAUCCGAGUUACACGUGGCAGAUUGAGGCGAACACGUGUCACAUCAAUUCGUUGAAUGGUGCUGCAUUGAGAAGCCCCAUUGUGUAUAUAGUAGCUUAAUUACCAAAGUUGUGGACUUGUUCUAGUUUCUGCAUUAAUUUCUUAUCCGGAUUUGGCAAUUGGGAUACCUUGAUUUUAAUCCAUUUGUUGUCCUUAAAAUGUUUCUAAACAUUGAAAGUUAUUCAGGGUUGCUUACGUUAAAAAAGGCUAAAUAUUUUUAUAGUA
Messenger RNA from Daucus carota subsp. sativus, 1336 nucleotides. Its product is annotated as putative HVA22-like protein g. The transcript is spliced from 7 exons. The coding region runs from base 216 to 1127 and encodes 303 amino acids. NCBI's taxonomy places the organism in Eukaryota, Viridiplantae, Streptophyta, Magnoliopsida, Apiales, Apiaceae. The record is from RefSeq and is a predicted model, not a curated record.